AUGGCGGCUGCAACUACUAGAUCACCACCGCUGACGGACUCGCCCCCGAGUGUAACGGUGCGUAGGCAACCGCUCCCUCCACGAGACCUUCCGCAGAUUCCAACUCAGAGUUUGGAUUGGGAUUCAACUGGUGGUGUCAAACCGUUGGCCACAACCCCAGUCCCACCUCUCGGAUCUCCACGAUUGCGACAUCCGCCUCGUUCUCCUGUGCGCGUCAGUGUCAAACCCGACAACUGGGCCCAGCACUCGGAAGGAAGUAUCGUGAACCACCACGACAGCGAACUGCCACCCUUGCCCAAACUGUCUGAUAGGGAACUCCCAAAAACACCGGAUGCUCCUACGCCCCCAACGUUGAGUCCUGUCACCAGUCAAGCACGGCAGAAAGAGAAGCAGCAAGAGCACCACUACCUCAAGCACCACCAGUAUCACCACCGCGCAAGAGAAUCAGAAAGGAUGGCCGAGGAAUCCGUGCGCGCGGUCUCAGCCCCGACCGCCGAGCACAAGCCGGUGCUGGUGAAGCAGAAGUCGAGGCCCGGGACUGCGUCCCAUGCAGAGAUCGUGAGCCCAGUCGAUUCAAAAGCCACCCUGGCCUCCCCCUCCCUGCCCUCCGCCGAGUCGAGACCAGCAAAAACCGACGCUGCAGCUUCCUCAUCGCCCACCAACGCUACACAACAACAAGCUCACGACGACAGCAGACACAGCCGUGAGACCGGGUCGUCCACGCUUGGCACACAAACCCCGCAGCACAAGUCCACCGGGUCGUCGAUCGUGACGAGUGCAAGCUCUGCGACUGGCGCAACCGAGGUCGCUGACGCCAAGGACGACUCGCCCGUCGCCUCUGAGGAAAGCUCGAUUGUCGAGGAACCGGACCGGCCGGAUUCGGUGCCGCAGCUCCAAUAUCACCAUUCGCAGUUCAUUCCUACACACACCGGUCUCCCGAAGCACGACCAGAAGAUGUCGUCCACCCCGGACUUGCUCGAGGGCGCAAGCUCCAUAAACCGCCACCUGACCCCCAACCAGUUUGUCCGACGAAGUUCGAUGCCCCGUCCACAGUCCUCCUAUUCAGUGUACUCGGACGCAAGUCAAAGAGGGCGUUCGCCAGGCCUUCACCCCGGGGCCUCGCCUAAGCGUGCACCAUCGGCGCACUCUCGCGGAUCGCCCGACGUACGACCGACCUCAUAUAUCGACAUGCUAAACGUUCCAUAUCCGCAACCGGCUCCGGCUCCCAUAACCCUGGACAACUCACGACUGCGGAAUGCAGUUGGCACCAAUGCAUCACUUUUAAGUACUCAAAAAACGCUCGAGAUGUAUAGGCAGAAUGUCAAGAAGACAAACGACCUGUCGAUCCAGUACUCAUUUGCAGUAUUCCUUAUUUCUACGGCGCAAGAACAAGGCUUCGACCCGGCCGCGGAUGAACCGCCUAAGAGAAAGGGGAGCCCAAAGGCUGAUCGUGACAGCCCCCGCAUCGAGUCGGCACCGGGCUCCUCGCCGCACGAGCUUGUCAGGGAAGCAAGGAGCAUCCUCCAGAAACUUGCAAGCAAUGGCUAUCCUUUUGCGCAGUAUUAUCUUGCGGACGGCUACGCAUCUGGGCUGUUCAGCAAAGGAAAGGAGGAUUACAAUGCAGCAUUUCCCCUCUUCGUCCUCGCCGCCAAGCACGGCCACGCCGAGUCGGCAUACCGCGCAGGCCUAUGCUACGAGUUUGGCUGGGGUUGCCGAAAGGACCCGGCCAAGGCAGUCCAGUUCCUCCGCACUGCGGCCUCCAAGAGGCAUCCGGGCGCCAUGACGCGGCUCGGAAAGGCCUGCCUGUCGGGUGAUCUGGGCGAGAAGCGGUACCGGGAGGGCAUCAAGUGGCUGAAGCUCGCAACCGAGUCGGCCGACGCGCAGUACAACGGGGCUCCGUACCACAUGGGCUGCCUGUACGAGACUGGGUAUGGCGAUGACAUCUUCAAGGACGAGAGCUAUGCCGCCGAGUUAUUCACGCAGGCGGCAGAUCUGGGGCACCCCGAGGCGAACUUCCGCAUGGGCGAAGCGUACGAGCAUGGCCUGCUCAACUGCCCCCGCGAUCCGGCGCUCAGUGUACAUUUUUACACCGGUGCGGCCGAACGAGGUCAUGCAGGUGCAAUGAUGGGGCUAUGCGCCUGGUAUAUGGUCGGCGCCGAGCCCAUCUUGGAGAAGGAUGAGGAGGAGGCGUAUGAGUGGGCGCGUCGUGCUGCGGGACUUGGCAAUGUCAAAGCUCAGUAUGCGGUUGGCUAUUUUACAGAAAUGGGUAUUGGCUGCAGACGUGAUAUUCUCGAGGCCAACGUCUGGUACGUCAAGGCAGCCGAUUCUGGAGACGAACGUGCCAAGCAAAGAUUGGCAGCCAUCCGUGCUGCCGUCAGUGGAGGAACCCCCAUGGAAACCGCUCCACCGCGAAAUGGCAAAAUUAAGAAGAAUGCCAGCGACAAAGACGAAAGCUGUGUGGUCAUGUAA
This is a messenger RNA of Pyricularia pennisetigena, 2469 nucleotides long. RefSeq lists its product as uncharacterized. The coding region runs from base 1 to 2469 and encodes 822 amino acids. Lineage: Eukaryota; Fungi; Ascomycota; Sordariomycetes; Magnaporthales; Pyriculariaceae. The record is from RefSeq and is a predicted model, not a curated record. The transcript is spliced from 2 exons. Gene Ontology annotation, molecular function: protein binding.